GAGCUAAAAGGGUAACUGGGGAUCUCUUCAAGCCAUUGAAUUUCAUUAGUUUUCACAAAGAAAAAAAAAUCUUGUACAGAAUAAUAAGAGAAGCAAUGGUGGCUGGGAAUGGUUUAUUUUAUCCCAUUUUCGGUUUUGCAUCGUUGGUUCUAUUCAUUUACAUGUCUUUUGGGGACAUGAGGUUGGGUUUUGAGGAAGGGCCAGAAGUGUCUUUUGUGGGUAGAAACGGUACACAGUUUGUGUUGGAUGGAAAACCUUUCUACAUCAAUGGUUGGAACUCUUACUGGUUAAUGGUGCAAUCUGUGGAUGAUUAUUCAAGGCCAAGGGUGCGUGAGAUGCUGAGAGCUGGGGCCAAGAUGGGACUCACUGUCUGCAGAACUUGGGCUUUCAAUGAUGGUGACUACAAUGCCCUUCAAACUUCACCUGGUGUCUUCAAUGAGCAAGCUUUCAAGGCUUUGGAUUACGUUAUAGCAGAAGCAAGGCGCCAUGGAGUUAGGCUGCUCCUAAGCUUAGUGAAUAACUUGCACGCAUAUGGUGGGAAGACUCAAUAUGUUGAAUGGGCAUGGCAAGAAGGGGUCGGACUAAGCUCAUCUAAUGAUUCUUUUUUCUAUGAUCCAUCAAUUCGUAGUUAUUUCAAGAAUUACGUAAAGACUAUUCUGACAAGGAAAAAUACUAUUACUGGAAUCGAAUAUAGAAAUGACCCCAUCAUUUUUGGUUGGGAGUUAAUUAACGAACCUAGGUGCAUGACUGAUCCUUCUGGAGACACUCUCCAAGAUUGGAUAGAAGAAAUGUCAGCUUUUGUCAAAGUGAUCGACAAGAACCAUCUUGUGACUGUUGGUCUUGAAGGCUUUUAUGGUCCUAAUGACCCGAAGCGUUUGACGGUCAACCCUGAGGCCUGGGCAUCCAGACUUGGAUCUGAUUUUAUUAGGAAUUCCAAAACUGUGAAUGUCGAUUUCACCUCUGUUCAUAUAUACCCUGACCACUGGUUUCGCGAGGAAGUAUAUGAAGACUAUAUGAAAUUCGUCUCCAAGUGGAUGCUUUCGCACAUUGAAGAUGGAGACAAGGUUUUGAAUAAGCCGGUCUUGUUCUCCGAAUAUGGAUUAUCAGACACAAUCAAGAACUUCUCGCUCUCUAACCGAGAAAACAUGUACAGAGUGAUUUUAAACAUUAUCUACAAAUCUGCUAAGAAAAGAAGGUCAGGAGCCGGCGCCCUAGUCUGGCAAUUCUUAGCCGGAGGAAUGACCGAGUUCCUUGACGAUUUUGGGAUGGUCCCAUGGGAGAGGUCGUCGACAUAUUCGCUUUUCGUCGAACAAGCCUGCAGAUUGGCCAAACUCAACGGAUGGACUCAAAGGGACAUGAGCUUCAAAGAAUUUUGUUAACAAAAUUUGUGAGGAAAGAAAAAGAAAGGGACUAGUAAAUGGGUUCAAAUGGCUGGUGUUGUAUAAUAUUCCUUACUUUGCAUCACCAGUGUUUGAGUUAUUAAUAGAGUAUAUAAUGUUGUAGCAUAGAUUAUAUACUAAUAACAAUGUUACUUUAAAGCAUGCAAUUUUUUCUUAAAUCAUUGCUAGUUUGCCUUCUUAUA
Arachis duranensis is the source of this 1582-nucleotide messenger RNA. Its product is annotated as mannan endo-1,4-beta-mannosidase 2. Gene Ontology annotation, molecular function: hydrolase activity, hydrolyzing O-glycosyl compounds. The coding region runs from base 96 to 1379 and encodes 427 amino acids. The transcript has 5 exons. The record is from RefSeq and is a predicted model, not a curated record. NCBI's taxonomy places the organism in Eukaryota, Viridiplantae, Streptophyta, Magnoliopsida, Fabales, Fabaceae.